UAUAACUUCAGACGAAAGCGAGGAACGGCACUGGGAUCCAUCCAUUCCACACCGUCACGCCAGGGAAAGGAAACCAACGUUUAAUUUACAACCCAGAUUCAACGUCCCGUCAAGUGUUGUAGCCAGCUCGGUUGGGACAUUCAGUUCCACGCCUAAGUAAAGCCCAAUGUACUAUACAGUAAGUAUAUCACGUGAACACUUCUUCUGCAGCACUUUGCGAAUAUCUUCAACCCCCAACCCCAAACCCAACCAUCCUUUCCCUUUCAACCUCGCUACAACCGCACCUCCCACCUCCCAACACCCAAACUCCGUUUUCUUGGAAAAAGCUCAAGCACAACCCAUACCCUCCCUCCCUCUUGUACAACAAACAACACCCCCACCCCCACAAAAUCCCCCCUCCUCCCAUUACAAAAAAAAAAACUCAAAGAUCGUGCAUGCAUGCAAGGCUUUGCCAACCCGCCCAGAUUGGGUGCACAGAUACACGACAUGCUGCAUCCGCUCUACUCUGUUCCCCAGCCUCAGUUCCCUUCCCCGCGGUAGCCAGGAGAUGUGACAUGUACUGUUCUCUUCUCUUCGUCUCGUUGUUUGUCCAACCAGUCCCGUCCCAUCCGUUCUUCCGUCUGUCCGCCUGUACC
Molecule: messenger RNA, 635 nt
Organism: Hyaloscypha bicolor E
Lineage: Eukaryota; Fungi; Ascomycota; Leotiomycetes; Helotiales; Hyaloscyphaceae
Exons: 1
Coding region: 167-553 (128 amino acids)
Source: RefSeq, a predicted model, not a curated record